Microcebus murinus (gray mouse lemur) is the source of this 1290-nucleotide messenger RNA. The record is from RefSeq and is a predicted model, not a curated record. Lineage: Eukaryota; Metazoa; Chordata; Mammalia; Primates; Cheirogaleidae.
GGGCUGGCGCUGGUGCAGUCCGCCAGAGACAAAGAGGAGCAGACGGAAGCGUACAUCAAAAACGGACAGCUGUUUUACCGCUCUCUCCGCAGGAUCGCCAAAGACGAGGAGCUGCUCGUUUGGUACGGGAAGGAACUCACCGAGCUGCUCUUCUGCCCUUCCCGAUGCAUGGGCAAAAUGAACGGGUCGUCCUCCUACACAUGCCUGGAGUGCAGCCAGCAUUUCCAGUUCGAGUUCCCCUACGUGCGGCACCUGCGCUUCCGCUGCCCAAAGAGGCUGCACAGCGCUGCAUCGCCCCCACGACGACCAGGGCGCCAAGACCACGGGGGCGGCGGCGGCAAAGACCAGCAGCAGCAGCCGCAGAGGCAGGACGCGCCGCUGGGCCCCAAGUUCUGCAAAGCGGGCCCCAUGCACCACUACCGGCCCGCGCCCCCGACGGCGCCAAUGCGCCCGCGGGCCCGGAGCGGCGGCGGCAGCAGCGGGGGCGCGAAGCCGUCCACGGACUUCCACAACCUGGCCCGGAGCUGGAAACUUCGCGCGGGGGGCCGCAGCUGCUCCCGCGCCCAGGCUGGAGGUGGCGGUGGCGGUCGGCGGUGCGGGCGCCACCAGGAUGCCGAGCUGGUCCCGACAGCCGCGGCCGGCGGCAAAGCCAAGAGAAUUUCCGAGGACGCGGCGGACGGCGCGGCGCGGGGCUGGCGGGGGCCCCGGUCGCUUCCCGAGCGGCCCCCGCCCGCGUCCAAGGAGGACCUGGUGUGCACGCCGCAGCAGUUCCGCGCGCGGGCAGCUACUUCGGGCUGGAGGACCACGGGGCCGGCUCUUCGCCGCGCCGCCCAGCCGGAGACGGGCGAGGCCAAGCGCAGCGCCUUCGUGGAGGUGAAGAAGGCGGCGCGCGCGCGGGGCGGGCCGCAGCAGGACGAGGCGGCAGGGACGGCGGGCGUCGCCAACGAGGACCAGGACGCUGCCGGCGGCGGCGGGGGUGGCGGGGGUGGUGGAGCGGAGGGGCCCGCCACGCCCGCAGCCGCGUCGCCGCCGUCGUCGGGGGGCUGCGUUCGUCGCGGACAAGCUGCUGGCCCGCGGGCGCCGGGCCGCGCUGCCCGGCCGGCUGGACGGCGCAGCCCCGGCGGGCAGCGCCUUCACGUCGGUGCCGCAGCUGGGCGGCGGCGGCGGCGGGAACGCGGGGACCCGGCGGCGCGGGCACAACGAUCUGAGCGAUGCACACAGUGUUUCGUGCCAUGGGUUAUCGUACCUAACCGGCUAUACAAACAGGAGGAACACAGGCCCCAGGUUUAG